This is a messenger RNA of Schistosoma curassoni, 4771 nucleotides long. NCBI's taxonomy places the organism in Eukaryota, Metazoa, Platyhelminthes, Trematoda, Strigeidida, Schistosomatidae. The record is from the annotation of a GenBank genome assembly.
AAUAGUCCUCUGGCGAUCUUUUAAAUUCCUUACUAUUGAGGAUGGUUAAUUUUAAUUAAUUCCUUGGAAGUCUGUUCUGGAAGUUUACAUUUGAUGUAAAAUUUCAUUGAAUUGGAACUAAUUUGAAAGCACACACAGUAUGUCAAGUGGUGGGGCAACUAGUGUAGUGACGAUGAAAGCAACUGCAGCUGCAUUCCCACAGUCCAAUUCACAAGCACAAAAACAACAUUCACAAAAUAAUUUACAACCAACAAAUGUGUUUGAUCAACAAAUUCAGUUACAACAGCAACAACAUCAACAACACCAGCAACAUUUGUUACAACAACAACAAUUACAGCACAAUCCAAGUCAGCAUUCUCAAUUGCAUCGACUAUCUCAGCCACAUUUAUCGGCAUCAAUUCAUCCUGUUCAAUCGAUUGCUCAAAAUGUUGUUGCUGCCAGUGGUCAUUCAACUCAUCCAAGUGUCUUUCCAAAUGCUGAAUUUUUUCAAACAUUACAACAAACUGCCGCAGCGGCUGCAUUACCAACUGUAUUACCAUACGAUCAAUCACAAUAUAUUGGUCAAUUAAUGUAUUUUCCUUAUCCCACAGCUGCUGCUGCUGCCGCAAAUGGAUUGUUCAAUACUGGACAAUCAAAUGAUACUACUACUCAUCAUAUGUCGAUUGGUUCGUCUACACCUGGUGGUAGUGGUGCUGGUAAUCAAGCAACAAUUAUUAAUCAAGCAUCGUGUCAUGCUACAGCUGGACAAUUAUUAACUGGUGGACUUGUAUCAGCCACACCUAGCGGAAUGAUGACUUUGAAUAAUGCUACUGGUUCAAAUCAAGUCAAUAAUGCUAAUCAUCUCUUUGCAUCUGGAGCAGGAUUAGUUGGAAUUGGUGGCAGUGGCGUCGGUGGUGCAUCCGGUUCAAAUGCAGUUUCUGUGUCUAAUUCCGCUUCUUUGGCACCUUUAUUUACAACUGCUCAUUUUUAUCCGCACCAUCAUACACAGCAAACUGGUCAACAACAGCCACAACAACAGUUUCAGAUUCAUCAUUCAUUACAACAACCGCAUCAUCCACAUACAUCUGUACAUAUGCAACAUGUUCAAACACUUACAGGUCAUCCAGGUGUCCAUCUACAACAACAACAACAACAGUCGACCGCCGCUGUUGCUGCGGCAGCAGCAGCUGCUGCUGCCGCCACUGUUCUGUUGCCAAGCUCCAUAUCGUCAGCACCACAACUUAAUAUGCUAUCCUCUCAACAAACUCAUCAACCGGUGCAUUCAACUUCACAAAAUCAUUCAAAUCAUAAUAAUAAUAGUAAUAAUAAUAAUAAUGAAAAUUUACAAAAAACUGAAGAAAAACUACAAUCUACUACACCAGUGCAUACACCUCAAAAACAGUCUGAUCAAGAACUAUUAUCCCAGUCUACUCAACUAGGUACACCAUCUCAAGGAAAUAAUAGUAGUUUGGAUGCUAGUUCAACUACAGUGAAACGUGAUAACAAUGGUACAGGACAUUUUGUAUGCGGUGUAUGCGGUCGAGAAUUCGGUAUGCGAUGUCGUCUUAUCGCUCAUACUCGACGUCAUACUGGUGAACGUCCUUUUCCUUGUGCUGAUUGUGGACGAGCUUUUUCAGAUAGAGGAAAUUUACAACGUCAUCGUUAUACUCAUUCAAGUCAACCAAGAUUUCAUUGUACAGUUUGUGGAAAAUCUUUCCGUCAAGCUUCAUGUUUAUCAAAUCAUCGACGUUUUCAUUGUGCUGGAGCUACAGGUCGUCCUUGUCCUUUCUGUCAACGUUCUUUCCGUUCUUCAUCCAGUCUUCAGAUGCAUAUUCGGUGGAAACAUCGUGCUGAUGCUGCGGCAGCUGUAGCAGCAGCUGCGGCCGCCGCUGCAGCUAACGGUUCAUCUUCACUUUCUGAAGCAUUCACACAUUUACCAGGAUUAACAUCAUAUGUUACAACUGCAACAGUUAACGGAAUUCCAACAAUGUCUCUAAAUGGAAGUGAUCUUCAAAAUGAAACCCUCAUGUCUUCCACAUCCCUUGCUUCUUCAAAUGUGAAUAGUAGUAAUGUUUCCAGUCUUAUGGCUCCUAUCACUAGUAAUAAUGGUGGAAGAAUGGAUUCUAUUUUAGGUACAACAACAACGACAACUAAUAUUGGAUCACCGAAUAAAAGGAAAUGGCGUCGAAAAUCUAAACCGAAACAAGCUCAAAAUGCGUUUGGAAAAUUGACCGGUGAUGGAUUGAAUUUAUUAGCUGGGAUUAAUUUAAGUGAAGGCAUCGAUGUUAAUGCUGCUGCAGCUGCUGCUGGAGCGGCGGCUGCUGCUAUCGGUGGUCCAGUUCCAUUAGAUCGUAAAGGUCGUCCAUGUAAUUAUCCUUGUCCUGCUUGUCCACGUCGUUUUGCUUUCCAAUGUCGUCUUGCUGCACAUCUUCGAUGUCAUACUAAUAUUCGUCCAUUUAUUUGUAUUGAUUGUGGUCGUGCAUUCACACAAAGAGGUUAUUUAGUUCGUCAUGCAGCUGUUCAUAAAUUAGAUAGACCAUUUUCAUGUGGAUUAUGUGAUCGAUCCUAUAAACAUUAUGGUUCAUUAGUAAAUCAUCGACGAACUCAUAGUAAAAGUAGUGGUAAUGCAACAAAUCUUGGUAAUUUAAAUCUUUUAUCAAAUUUAGGAACAAUUACAUCAACUAAUAUUGGGACAUUAUCUAGUUUAGAAGAAGUAGUCAGUGGUGCAUUAGGUCAAUCACAUAAAACUGAUUCAACAUCAGAUACAAUGAAUAAUCAAUCGACUACAACCAUUACAUUAUUACCAGUUAGUAAAGUUGAAGAAAUUUUACCCGGUGAUCUUAAUAGUUCUAUUCAACAAGUAUGCUUAUCAUCAGGCAGUAAUAUAUUAACUGUUUCUGAGGGUCAAGAACAACAGCAACAUAAUUCAGAACAAGUAACAUCUCAUCAGCUUACUGCCACUGCAGUAUGGCCAAUUUUAGCCACAGGUGGUGGCGGUGGCAGUGUUGGUAUUAAUCAUGUUUCACAAGCUCAAUUAAUUCCUUCCUCUAUUGUACAGCAACAAUCAAGGCAAGCUAUGGUUUCUGGUUCACAUUUCUCUACUAUAACGAUCUCACCUACACAAUUAGCUCAACCUAAUCAACCGUCUUCAUCAUCAUCUCAACAACAACAACAACAAUUACCACUUGUAACUGCCCCACGACCACCUCACUUAAGUCAAUCAACCAGUACAACUAUGUUAUCAACUGCUAGUGUAAUAGCUGGUAAUGGUGGUACAUCUGCUCCUACAUUUGUAACUCUUCCUUUAUUCAAUGGUUCAAUACAAAAUAACUUAACAGAAUCUGAUAGAUCUAUUAUUAAUGGUCAGUUAACUCCUCAUUCACAUCAUCAAUUUCAUUGUCCAACAAGUACAUUGUCCGAUUCAUCACAACAACAACAACAUCAUAUUCAAAUUGCACAAACAACGGCAACAUUACAACAACAACAACAUAUUCAAGCAAAUAAUUCAACUACACGAGUAAGCGGUGUCGAUUCAAAUAAUAAUAAUAAUACAGCUCCAGUACUACAUGUACUACAACCAUCACCGAGCAUUUUCUUCUCACCGUACUAUCUACCACAUUCGGCAGCAUCUCAAAUGUAGACACAUACUCACACACUUGCAUACAUACAUGAAAGGAACAGUUGAACUUUGGUAGAAUUUAUUCUUGCUAAUACAAAACAUCUAUGUAUGCACUUAUAUAAAUGUAUUUAUAUGCAUGACUAUAUAUAUAUAGCUCAAAUAGUGAUGCAACACACUGGGUUACUACUAACUUCUUUUUUUUCUUCAUUUUUAUGUAUGAAAAAGACGUUCCAAUUGUAAUUUAUACUGAUAAUUAGGAUCAUGUUCUCUCUAUUGUCCUCUAUUUUUUUCCCAAUCAUUUUAUCCCUUGUUUACGUGUGCGUGUGUGUGUGUGUAUGGAUGUAAAUUUGUGCCAUAUACACGUGUACAACAAUUACACGCGUACAUUAAUUUAUCUGCUUAUAUUACAAUUAUUUAUUUAUUUAUUAUUUAAUAAUAAUAAUACUGCUACAAUUGUCUUAUUCCAUAAUGAUCGAUUCGAUUCUCAUCAUUAAAACUACUAAUUAUUAUCUCAUUAUUAUUAUUAUUGUCAGUAUUCGGUAUAAUUAUGAUUAUUAUCAAUUCAUAUGUGAUCUCUGUGUUGUUUUCUUCUCUCUCUCUCUCUCUCUCUCUCGUUUGUAUGUUUGUUUUACACCUACUUUCCGUUCCUUUCCUCUCUUUCUCUCUCUCUCUCUCUUACACACACAUAUAUAUUGCUGUUAGAUAUAAAAAGAUCAUCAUGUAGAGGAUUUCAAUCAAGUUGUCUUCUGUUUUGUUUUUUGUCCUCUCUAUUUUUAAAGUUGCUUAUUCACAUUGCAUUUCUUUUAACUCGUUGUCUUGUUCACCUAUUCUUAUUCUGUCUCUCCCUCUCUCUCUCUCUAUUUCUUUUCUUGUUUGUAUUCCUAACUGACUGACUGACUGAUUGAUUGAUUGACAAUAAUAAUGACACAUUCAUCAGAGAGAAUAAUUAAUAUAUAUCUAUCUAUCUUUAUCUUUUGUAUAUUUUCAAAGUAUAUUGUAUGAAUGACAUGAAUGUUUAAUUGUUUCCAUUCUUCUCCUUUCUCACUCACUCAUUUACUGGAUUUGGAUCCCUAUCAUUACUGCUGUCUCUUAUUGUAUUGUAUUGUAUUUCUCUAUUAUUUUUUUUAACAAAUCACUUAUUGUCUAUUGUAUUAUUAUUAUUAUUAUUAUUAU